Molecule: messenger RNA, 1119 nt
Organism: Mesitornis unicolor (brown roatelo)
Lineage: Eukaryota; Metazoa; Chordata; Aves; Mesitornithiformes; Mesitornithidae
Product: retinol dehydrogenase 12-like
Exons: 6
Coding region: 172-906 (244 amino acids)
Source: RefSeq, a predicted model, not a curated record
AGCGCUGCCGCCCUCUCUUGCAGGAGGUAUGUCGCCGGAGGACAGUGUCAGUCAACAGCAAAGCUGGAGGGGAAGGUGGCGAUAAUCACAGGAGCCAACACGGGCAUCGGGAAGGAAACUGCCAGAGAACUCGCGCGAAGAGGUGCGAGGGUGAUAGUCGCGUGCAGAGACAUGGUGAAGGCAGAAGCUGCAGCCAGUGAAAUCCGAACUGAAACAGGGAACCAGCAAGUCAUUGUGAAAAAACUGGACUUGGCUGAUACAAAGUCUAUCCGGGAGUUUGCUGAAAAAUUUCUAGCAGAGGAGAAGGAACUCCAUAUUCUCAUUAAUAAUGCUGGUGUAAUGUUAUGCCCUUACUCCAAGACAGCUGAUGGCUUUGAGAUGCACCUGGGCGUCAACCAUCUUGGUCAUUUUCUCUUGACCUUCCUAUUGCUGGAGCGUCUGAAGCAGUCUGCCCCAGCCCGCAUAGUGAACGUGUCCUCGCUGGCUCAUCACGGAGGCCGAAUCCGCUUCCAUGACCUCCAUGGUGAGAAGAGCUACAAUCGUGGCCUCGCCUACUGUCACAGCAAAUUGGCCAACGUGCUCUUCACCCGGGAGCUGGCGAGGCGGCUGCAAGGCACUAAAGUCACAGCAAAUGCUCUCCAUCCUGGUUCUGUCCAUUCUCAGCUGGUCCGGCACUCAUUUGUAAUGACGCUGCUGUGGAACAUAUUCUCGUUCUUCUUGAAGACACCUCAGGAGGGAGCUCAGACCAGUGUCUACUGUGCAGUAGCAGAAGAGCUAGACUCUGUGACAGGACAGUAUUUCAGUGACUGCCAGCCAGCAUAUGUAUCGUCACGGGGUCGGGAUGAUGAAACAGCAAAGAAGCUCUGGAGCGUGAGCUGUGAGCUCCUCGGCAUCCACUGGGACUGAGCAGCGCAGACCUCAAGUGUGGACCUGGCUGAGCGCAGCGAUGCUGCUUCUGGGAAGAGCACUGCUGAGAGACUUCAAGACUAGAACGCCGAUGUUUCAGCUGCCCUCAUGAUGGCUCUGUGAACACAAUCUAAUGUCAAUUUCUGGAAUAUUUACACUUAAGGAUUGAGAUUAGUAGCAACCAGUUCCCCUUCCUAGCUGGAGAAUUAAAGC